AUGGAGGCAGCAGGAGCGCUCGCGAGUUUGGCCCCGUCGCCCAUCACCGUGCUGGGUCUAAUACCACUCCUGGCAUUAGGGAUCACGUACUUCAGAUACCAGCAGUUCGACCCAGAGUCUCAUAUAACGGAUAUCAAUGCUAUGUUGCCGAUAUACGAUUUCGUGAUAGUGGGCGGCGGAUCGGCGGGUGCCGUGGUGGCGUCGCGCCUCUCCGAGGUAGGGAACUGGACGGUGCUGCUGCUGGAGGCGGGCCAGGAUGAGACCGAGAUCUCCGACGUGCCCGCCCUAGCCGGCUACACGCAGCUCUCCGAGAUGGACUGGCAGUACCAAACCACGCCCUCGUCUAACCGCUCCUACUGCCUCGCCAUGAACGGCGAUCGCUGCAACUGGCCUCGAGGCAAGGUCCUCGGCGGAUGCAGCGUCCUCAACGCUAUGGUAUACGUGCGGGGCAAUCGGAACGAUUACGAUCUCUGGGAGGCGCUCGGUAAUCCUGGCUGGUCCUACGACCAGGUGCUUCCUUAUUUCAUGAAAUCUGAGGACAAUCGGAACCCAUACCUCGUCAAUACGCCCUAUCACGCCGCCGGAGGCUAUCUGACGGUUCAAGAGGCUCCGUGGCGCUCGCCACUUUCGGUGACAUUUCUGAAGGGCGGCAUGGAACUUGGAUACGAAAAUAGAGACAUAAAUGGAGCGAAGCAAACUGGAUUCAUGCUAACACAGGCGACCAUGCGGCGCGGCAGUCGGUGCAGUACGGCCAAGGCAUUCUUACGGCCUAUACGCAAUCGAGAAAAUCUUCAUAUCGCCCUCGGAGCACAGGUCACCAGGAUACUAAUAAAUCCGGUUAAAAAACAGGCUUACGGUGUCGAGUUUAUAAGAAACGGACAAAAGCAAAAAGUAAGGAUCAAGCGAGAAGUUAUCAUGUCAGCUGGUUCAUUGUCCACACCCAAAUUGAUGAUGCUUAGCGGAGUGGGACCAGCGAGCCAUUUGAAGGAGCACGGUAUCCCUGUCAUCGCAGAUCUUAAAGUAGGCCACAAUUUGCAAGACCACGUUGGGCUCGGAGGCCUAACAUUCGUCGUUAACAAACCUGUCACGUUUAAAAAGGAUAGGUUCCAAACAUUCGCUGUAGCUAUGAACUAUAUUCUCUAUGAAAAGGGACCGAUGACCAAUCAAGGCGUAGAAGGCUUGGCUUUUGUCAAUACGAAAUACGCACCAAGUUCGGGCAACUGGCCCGACAUGCAGUUCCAUUUCGCACCUAGCUCUGUCAACUCCGAUGGCGGCGAGCAGAUCCGCAGGAUUCUGAAUUUAAGGGACCGAGUAUACAACACCGUUUACAAACCGAUCGAGCACGCAGAGACAUGGACCAUUCUCCCUCUGUUGCUACGCCCGAAGAGCUCUGGCUGGGUGAAGUUGAGAAGUCGCAAUCCGUUUCAUCCGCCUGACAUAGUGCCCAACUACUUUGCAUACAAAGAAGACAUUAAAGUACUAAUAGAAGGCAUCAAGAUAGCCAUGGCUCUGUCCAAUACGACAGCGUUCCAAAGGUACGGGUCGAGGCCCCACAACAUACCUAUGCCGGGCUGUCAACACCACGUGAUGUUCAGUGACGAAUACUGGGAGUGUUCGCUGAAACAUUUCACGUUCACGAUAUACCAUCCGACUGGCACAUGUAAAAUGGGGCCAAAGACGGAUCCUGGGGCGGUGGUGGACCCAAGGUUGCGAGUCCACGGCGUCGCCAACCUGAGAGUGGUGGAUGCGAGCGUCAUGCCGACCAUCAUAAGCGGCAACCCGAACGCACCGGUAAUCAUGAUAGCCGAAAAAGCCUCGGACAUGAUCAAGGAGGACUGGCUUGUGUUAUGACAGUGUUUAGUGGUUAUAUUAGUGGUUAUAAUUAAUUGUGAAAUUUGUGAACAAACUAAAAUACUCAGCUCAGUCAUGGAAAUUUAUUUUGUGUUACAUUGCUUUUAGAGCGUAAGACGUUUCGAUAAGUUUGUAAAUAGUUCUACUUAGAAAUAGGAGAGCGAUGUGGUAUUUUAUUGUGCUAAUGAUUAUGUAUGUAAAUGAUA
Cydia strobilella is the source of this 2057-nucleotide messenger RNA. RefSeq names its product glucose dehydrogenase [FAD, quinone]. Lineage: Eukaryota; Metazoa; Arthropoda; Insecta; Lepidoptera; Tortricidae. Gene Ontology annotation, molecular function: flavin adenine dinucleotide binding; oxidoreductase activity, acting on CH-OH group of donors. The transcript is spliced from 2 exons. The coding region runs from base 1 to 1851 and encodes 616 amino acids. The record is from RefSeq and is a predicted model, not a curated record.